AUGGAGGUGCAACGGCUGCCGGUGAUCGCGAAGGAGUGCUCACGGCAUGACGGGGACUCGCUACAGUGGCGUCGCGGCGUGACGGGAUUUCUGUUCGCGGCGUGGGAGGAGAGCAGAUUGUGGCAUCGCGGCGUGGGGGCACUCGCUGGUUCACUUCCGGUGAGAGGAGAAGCUGCGAAGUUGCUGUUGGCUCACGGCAGAGGCGGCUUCGAGAGGGGAUGGGUCACUGCUGCUAGGUUGCCGGACGACGCUGCAAGGUUGCCGGAGGAGAAGCUACUCGUCGGAAAAUCACGUUCGCAAGUGUUCACGUCGCCGGGCUCGCGGGCUGCUCGAAGGACGAACAAAAGUCGUCGGAACUCGCUGCAAGGGAUCGUCGGAGAUCGCUGCACGAGUUGCUGCGAGAAGGGCUCGCCGGCGGUCGUGGACUGCUCACAGAAACACAAUCCCGCCGGAAGUUGCAGGCCGCCGGAAUUUCGAACAGAGGAGGAUGGCGAGAUGAAGAAGUCUUGCUCACGAACGAAUGACGAGAUAGCGACGAUGAUGACGACCAGGACCCCCAACACAAAAAUUCGCAACGAACAGCCAUUUGAGAAACUUCUACAACCUUUGUUUGAUUUGCGCAAAUCGAACAAAUCCAGAUAUCGCCAGAUCCUUCUCUCUUCUGCCUCCGACGGCGAGGCUCACCUCGACAGACUCUGCGCUAGCAUUAGCUUUCGCACUAUGCUCUCCUACGAUGCCUCGUACUCUGAUGCCACAGCGGAGGCCCAAGAUCCAUUGCUCAAGCGGCCAAAGACCGAACGGUCGUACAAUUUCUUCUACGACGUGAUGCUGCCACCGUUCCAUAGCCAGUUGUUGAGCCUCCAGUCCCCGAGCAAGCCCAGAAGAAACCCCCAAACCCUAGAUUUGUAA
Molecule: messenger RNA, 909 nt
Organism: Striga asiatica
Lineage: Eukaryota; Viridiplantae; Streptophyta; Magnoliopsida; Lamiales; Orobanchaceae
Source: the annotation of a GenBank genome assembly